Seriola dumerili (greater amberjack) is the source of this 1561-nucleotide messenger RNA. It is a transcript of the gene dcun1d2b, whose product is annotated as defective in cullin neddylation 1 domain containing 2. The coding region runs from base 127 to 861 and encodes 244 amino acids. Gene Ontology annotation, cellular component: ubiquitin ligase complex. Gene Ontology annotation, molecular function: ubiquitin-like protein binding; cullin family protein binding; ubiquitin conjugating enzyme binding. Lineage: Eukaryota; Metazoa; Chordata; Actinopteri; Carangiformes; Carangidae. Gene Ontology annotation, biological process: protein neddylation; positive regulation of ubiquitin-protein transferase activity. The transcript is spliced from 7 exons. The record is from RefSeq and is a predicted model, not a curated record.
ACUAACUUCGUGUUUACUCCGACCUCCGGCCGUCGUUAACAUUAUCCGUGCUAGCAGAGGGGAGGCUAACGUUACUACGCCCAGCACAAGUUGAAGUCAUCGCAGAAGGACAAGGUUCGGCAGUUCAUGUCCUUCACGCAGGCCGGGGAGAGGACAGCCGUGUACUGCCUGACGCAGAAUGACUGGAAACUAGAAGUCGCAACAGACAACUACUUCCAAAACCCAGACCUCUACUACAAAGAAUCCAUGAAAACCUCAGUGGAUCGCAAGAAGCUGGAGCAGCUCUACAACAGAUACAAAGACCCCCAGGAUGAGAAUAAGAUAGGCAUUGAUGGGAUCCAGCAAUUCUGUGAUGACCUGACCCUGGACCCAGCUAGCAUGAGCAUACUUGUGGUGGCGUGGAAGUUCAGGGCGGCCACACAGUGCGAGUUCAGCAGAAAGGAGUUCCUGGAUGGCAUGUCUGAACUAGGCUGUGACAGUCCUGAAAAACUCAAGGCAAUCCUUCCCAGACUAGAGCAGGAGCUGAAAGACACAGGGAAGUUCAAAGACUUCUACCAGUUUACCUUCAAUUUUGCCAAGAACCCUGGCCAGAAAGGUUUAGACCUAGAGAUGGCUGUGGCUUACUGGAAUCUAGUUCUCACAGGGCGCUUCAAGUUCUUGGAUCUCUGGAACAGGUUCCUGCUGGAGCAUCACAAGCGGUCAAUUCCCAAGGACACAUGGAACCUCCUCUUGGACUUUGGCAACAUGAUUGCAGACGACAUGUCCAACUAUGACGAGGAAGGGGCAUGGCCUGUCCUCAUAGAUGACUUUGUGGAGUUUGCCCGGCCGAUUGUGACGGGGAGUAAACGCAACAUGACAUAGUGUUUGUCCCAGCUUCAUGCAGCGGAUGGAGUUUGUUUCUCUUCCAAUUUUCUUUCUUUUUUUUUUUUUUUUUUGAAUGAGAAUUUUUAUACAAAUGAGCCAAAAAGAGACUACUUCUCAAUAAGCCUGUCUGCAGCUUGUUGUUAAGAUUCUUCUUCCAACUGCAUAAGAUGCCUUGGUUGGGCAGUGACCUGGAAAACCAGCUCAAAGAGGAAAGCAGGAGGGAAAUCAACAGGAGAGAGAUGAUGAUGAUUUUUGUUGUUUUUUUUUUUGCUGGCAAAGACAGACUUUGUAAUUGCAAUAUGAAAAAUAAUGGGUACCCUAAAACUCAUGGGCAAAUCACCAAUGGGUGUGGCUUUGAACUGCUGCUGUGGACUUGGCUCACUAACCUGCACUCUUGGCACAAUGAGGAGUGACAGUAAGAGUGAGCUUUCAGCACAUGCAGAGGAUUAAGUUAUAGAUGCAGUAGGAUGUGGCCUCUUUGUCAAUUGUGAAUGGAACCGUGGGUUGAAAUCUGCAUGUUUUUUGUCAGCUGGGUGUGAAGCAGUGCCAUGGAUUCUGAGGAGGAAAAAAAAGUAAUCUACAUUAUUUUCACCUAGAUUGCGAAUGUGUAGCUCUCUAACAAUCAUUGAGAGUGGAGAAAAUGCGUGCUUGCUUGUUAUUGUAUGUUUGUAUGAGAGUGAGUGUGCGUGUGUUUUGG